Sebastes umbrosus (honeycomb rockfish) is the source of this 3414-nucleotide messenger RNA. Its product is annotated as zinc finger protein 433-like. Gene Ontology annotation, biological process: regulation of transcription by RNA polymerase II. Gene Ontology annotation, cellular component: nucleus. The record is from RefSeq and is a predicted model, not a curated record. The transcript has 5 exons. NCBI's taxonomy places the organism in Eukaryota, Metazoa, Chordata, Actinopteri, Perciformes, Sebastidae. Gene Ontology annotation, molecular function: DNA-binding transcription factor activity, RNA polymerase II-specific; RNA polymerase II transcription regulatory region sequence-specific DNA binding. Bases 316 to 2172 code for a protein of 618 amino acids.
GUCACCCUUCCCUCCCUCUUGGGAAUGUUGAGUGAAAAUGGCGCACGGACAUCUUGCUGCCGUCUGGCUGCUACACGUUGACUAACUAACGAGAAACUAAUGCAGCGGGUUCAGGAGGUAGAGGAGCCGUGUUACUGUUCGUGUAGUAAAGUUUCUUUGGUUCACACGAAGUUAAUCAACGUGGACAAAGCACAGGAUCUCUCCUCGGUCAGUAAUGGGGGCACAUGACAGUGGGAAGUGAAAGGACCAGUGCAGCAUCACAACAAGAUUAACCCAUCUAAGACACCUGUAAGCUGCUCCCAGCUUUCUUCAACGAUGUCGGACUUCCUGAUGAGAGAGUUCAGGGCCCAGCUGACCACCAGCAUGGACUCAGUCCUGAGGAGAGCUGUGUUUGAAAUAACAAUGAUCUUUGAGAACAGUCUACGCGGCCAUCAAAUGGAGCUGGCACAGAAAGGAGAAGAGGUUGCUCAACUUAAAAUAAAGUUGCAGAGUGUGGAGCUCAAGCUGAGCAAAAUUGAGCCCGGAGGGGACAGAGGAGCGGAGACGAAAAAAGGAGAGCCUGAAGAGACGAAAAAAGGAGAGCCCGUAGAGACGAAAAAAGGAGAGCCUGUGGAGACGAAAAAAGGAGAGCCUGUAGAUGUUCCCAACGCCCCUGUGCAACCGUCUGAUGUUCCUGAGAUUGAUUUUGAAGUACCCGAUGACUGGUGUGCUCCCCUGGGCUGCGAAACCAUGAUCAAGAAAAAAGAUGUCUUUUGUCCCAGCAUAAAACUGCGCCCGCUGUCCAUUCCUCUGUGGCCACUUCCGAUCAUCAAGCAGGAGGUGGUUAACUGUGACAUUGACUCCCACCAGCGGACAAAGAGUCUCAGGAGAUCCAAGAGAAGUUCCUCAUUAAGCGAGAAGCACAAAGACAAGGAUGAAGGAAGUCGACGUCCAGCGAUGAGAAACAACAUGAAGAAAUUGCUCCAAGACAUCAAGCAGGAGUGUACUGACCAAACAGACGGUACAGUUCUUAGAAGUAGAGGGAGAAAUUUAUCAGGAAAAGAGCAAGAAAAUACAACGCUGAGCAAAAGAGAGGAACGAAAACUCGCAGCAGCUGAGUCCAGAGAAAAGGAGACAGAGACGGAGAAAAACGACGGUCAAAAACUGUACUCCUGCAAGUUUUGUAAGAAGGAAUUUAAUACAGUGUUUGGCCGAAAUGUGCACGCACGAAUGCACAAGAAGUGCAAAGGUUGCAAAAGAGAGUUCCCUUCUCCAAGUGCUCUUAGGUGUCAUAAAUUAUCUUGCAAAAGACUCAAGAGAUUGUUGGCAAAAAAAGCUCAGCUCGCUAACCCUCCAAAACCCGAGACCUGUGUUGAAGAAAACCCGAUUGCACCGAGCAAAACACAGGAGGCCGUCGAGGAGGAGAGCACACCUUCCUCUACCAACCAAGGAGAAUCAUCUAUCCAGAAAGCUGUGUACACAAAAAAGCACUCCUGUGCAGACUGCAACAAGAAGUUUCAUAGCAGUUUUAGGCUGAAAGAGCAUGUGCGUGUUCAUACUGGUGAGAAGCCAUUUCCGUGCCGCAUGUGCCCAAAGAAAUUCCGCAUCAAUCAGUCACUCAAAUAUCACGUACUGAGAAUGCACAAAGACCAAACGAAUUCCAUUGAGACCAAUGAAAACCUUGCAUGGACCAUGCCUUUAGAGGAGACUGAAGAUUGCGGUGAGGAUUUGACGUCUCCAAGGAAAACACAAGUCGAGCAAUCAUUCGCCCAUAACAACGUUCAGACAGAUGGCGAUCCAGACACAAGGCCGGGCUCAAAAUGGGAAACCAUGGGCACGCGCUGCCCUGAUGGUUUCAUCUGCAUGUUGUGCAAGAAGCUCUCAAGAAACCAAUACCUGUUGAUUGAACACUUUCGCACCCACACGGGAGAGAGGCCCCUCAAAUGUGACAGGUGUUCGUCAGGGUUUCGUUCUCGUGGACAGCUAAGCAUGCACAAGAAGAGAUGUAAUCCUGCUGUACUGGUGGCCGAGUGUACGAAGUGUAAUAAGAAAUUUGACUCGCAAGCAAGGUUAAUUAAGCAUAUGCCGAAUUGUCAUAGAGAUCAGCCUAAGCCUAAUUUGUGUAAGGUCUGUGGAAAAGGCUUCUUCACUAAAGGACGCCUCAACAACCACAUGGAACGUUUACAUAAGUGAGCCAGAAGACGGUCAGCAUCACCUGUCUGUGGACAUUGAAACACUGGAUGUUGUCAUUUAUGAUCUUACGGAUUCCCUGCAUUUAACCUUAUUUUUAUAGGUUCUGUUGUUUUUAUUCUUUUUUGAGAUGUAAUAAGAUGUUUAUACAACUCACAUCGGUAUUCCCCAUCUCUGUUAAAUAUUUAAAAAGUACUGUAAAACCAGUAAUAAAAAAUGUGGUGUAGUUCAUCAUCACAUUUACAGUAUUGUGUCAUUUCAAUGUAAAGUAAGAGCUCAGAUGUAAAACAUCAGAGUCUAUGUCCAUGUAUACUGUAGAGGGGUCUAGUCCACCACCAAGUACGCUUGAUCUACGGUUAUCAUUUAUUUGUUUUUAAAGUCUAAACAUUUCUUAAUAUUUUCAAUGAUGAUGUGAAAAAAGGAAAUCCAAUUAGGAAACCACUAAUGGAGAAAAGGUGAUGGAAAUGUGUGCUUUUGGCUAUACCUGACAAACAAGGCUGUGUAAAUGCAAUAUUGGACACUGUUACUCUUGUUCUGUUUGUUAUGAUUUUGUAUCUUUUUUGUUAUUUUUAUGUUAAAAAUAAAGUCAUUCAUUCAUUCAUGAAUGCAAUAUUGCCUUAAAGCAGACCUGCUCUUUGAAAACAGUAUUGGCCGCAAUAGUCUAUUGAACACUAAAAGAAUAAUCAAAGCUUUAUGACAACAUUUUUUUCUGUUAAAAAUCUGUCAUCACACAUUACACAGUAUCGUCGAAUCCACCAACCUUGUUUUUGUAUUUACUGAAGGUAAAUGUUUGGUUAUCUGUACAUAUUUGUCUACUGUUUGCCUUAAUCACAGCUUGUGCUGUUUGUUAUCAAGUGUACAAGUUUUAGCAGAGUUCAAAACUGCGUCAUUCAAACAAUCUUUCAGAUCACCCCAUCAGUGUCUGGUGCUGCGCUUGUUUGUGGAGUCGGAAUUUUUUAACUCAGCUUUACGAUGUUGACAGUAUUUGCUGAAAACAUUACAUUGUUAUGGUCUUCUUACAUUCAUAGUUGUUAUGUUCAUUCAUCUGAUGCUUGGAGUCCAGAAACGAGCCAGAACAAAAGAAGUUUGUUUUAUUUUGUACGGGAUGUAUUCAUAUAUCCACAUGGAUAUAAUGGAAUAAACGGUCUUACAAGCCUACUGCUCUUUUAUUUUCUUUAAUAAAAGUAUUAUAAAAGUGGUGCUAGACUUAGACAUUAACAUUUCCACAAUAAAAUCCAUAUUUCA